Aspergillus tanneri is the source of this 450-nucleotide messenger RNA. RefSeq lists its product as uncharacterized. The transcript is spliced from 2 exons. The record is from RefSeq and is a predicted model, not a curated record. NCBI's taxonomy places the organism in Eukaryota, Fungi, Ascomycota, Eurotiomycetes, Eurotiales, Aspergillaceae. Bases 1 to 450 code for a protein of 149 amino acids.
AUGGCGUUCCCAGUCACGAACAAAUGGCACACACAGCGCACUUCAAUUUCUCUUCGAGUCAUUGCGACCAUCUGCUCCCUCGCCACGCUGAUUGUCUUCGGAUGGUCCCAGACAAUGUUUGAGAGCGACAUGCUGGUCGUGGAAGACUUGGGUAAUGCAAUGGUCAGCCCGAUUACUGGAGCGGCUGAGUAUACCUUUAUCUGGUCUUUAGUAAUAUUAUCCGUUGAAUUAUCUCUUCCCAUCCCCAUCCAUCCAGGCAUCUUUAUUGCAUUUGACCUUUUGGCUUGGGCUGCGCUAGUGGUGACCCUAAUUCUAUACCUACUGCUCAUGCAGCCAUAUUACAUCAGCGACGGAUAUAGUUGUGGCGUGAAUGGCAGGCCUGAUUGUAACGGAAAAAUCGUGGCCAACGUCGAACACUUCGGUACUGCUAUGGCUUGUAUUGCUCUGUAG